Messenger RNA from Porites evermanni, 915 nucleotides. NCBI's taxonomy places the organism in Eukaryota, Metazoa, Cnidaria, Anthozoa, Scleractinia, Poritidae. The record is from the annotation of a GenBank genome assembly.
AUGGAAUCUUCACUGCCAGAAGUUUUAAUGUUCCCAAUCACCUCGUUCCCCUACAUUCUGAAUUCUAAACCUGAAUUGCAAGAAAGUUUUCUGCUGGAUUUUAAUGUAAGACCUGGUUGGAUUGUCUACAAUCCAAACGCAGUGACUGUGUUGUCCCGCAACGAGAUGUUCCAGCCAGUUUACGAGCUAGCUCCUAUUUGGAACGCGGAAAAACAAGUUUUCAAGGUUAAAUGUUUCGACGACCUGGAAGAUUUGAAGGAAAUGCUAGAAAAACCACUAGUGUUUUGUACAACGAGGCGACAAGAAUGCGAAGCCAUGGUCAACGGCUUUGACACAGACUUUGUAAUCGUUUUGGAUCCCAAAGACCCCAAAAUUGCCAAGCAGAUCAACAGGGUUUUCGACCAGGUGAAAAAACGGUUAAGUUCUGGACAAAAGUUUUGUUUAAAAAUAGACUUUGCCGACCUAUGUGAUGAACUUACAAAAACUGAGUUCAAGAACUUGGUUUAUUGGCUGAACUGUGAGUUUUACAUCACUAAUCACUCAACGCCGUGCCAGUUUUUGCAGCUGAAUUCGUGGCAACUGUGGCUCCUUAUGUUUCCAGUUUUCCUGGUGGCGUCUCUUCCGUAUCGUGCUGUAAGGAAAACCUUGAUUCAUGAUGACAAAGUACAUUUGCACUUUCGACUGGUACUGAAAUUUUGUCCAGAAACUGUUCUUGUGCUCCAUUUCUAUUCUGCAAAUUCACGACCCUCACCUGGAAGAUAUCUCACAGAAGAAAAAAAAUACAUCGAAAGAGACUGCAACGCAAGUGAGAUAAGGACACUUGCUUGCUUGACAUCUCCGAGCGACAAGCAGAUCGAAAAGGUUGGCAAAAAUCGCUUUAGUUUCAAGAAAAUCAAGCCGAAGAUUUUAAAUUAA